ACGUCGGCGGAGAAUUGCCGAGCGUGUUAUUACUAUUCCGACUACGCUCGGAGGCUUUGGUUUGAGUUUUGCUUAUGUUGCCACGAGAGAAUUUGACCCAACACCAAUAUUUGGACAAGAACCUAUUCUCAUAUAUGGUAUUGGCACUUUAGUAUGUGGUUUGUCAGGGUUAUUAAUUGGCCCGAUCCUUGGAAGUUCUCUUUGGAGAUUAUUUCAUCAAGAAGAAGUAAAAUUAAUGGAACGGCGGGAUCGUGAAUUUUAUGAACAUAUAAAAAGGAAUAGGGCAGAUCCAUCAUUACACUCACUUCGCAAUCCAGCUCCCGAUUAUUAUGGUGAGAAGAUUAAAUCUGUGGCAGAUUAUCGCAAGUGGUUAAGGAAACAACGGGAAAUA
This is a messenger RNA of Scutellospora calospora, 391 nucleotides long. NCBI's taxonomy places the organism in Eukaryota, Fungi, Glomeromycota, Glomeromycetes, Diversisporales, Gigasporaceae. The record is from the annotation of a GenBank genome assembly.